This is a messenger RNA of Odobenus rosmarus divergens (Pacific walrus), 1551 nucleotides long. RefSeq names its product nicolin 1 (gene NICN1). The coding region runs from base 119 to 760 and encodes 213 amino acids. The record is from RefSeq and is a predicted model, not a curated record. Lineage: Eukaryota; Metazoa; Chordata; Mammalia; Carnivora; Odobenidae. The transcript has 6 exons. Gene Ontology annotation, cellular component: nucleoplasm.
GGCCCAGCGCGAGUCUUUCCGGGAGUUGUAGUUCUUGGGGCUCUGUUGGGGACGCCGGGAAGGACCAGUGGUCAGAGGCCAGGAGCGGCAGUUGGGCUUGGUCGAGGCUGCUGACACUAUGUCCCGCGUGUCGGUGCCCUGCCAUGUGAAAGGCACGGUGGCCCUGCAGGUGGGCGACGUGCGAACCUCCCAAGGCCGGCCUGGUGUGCUGGUCAUCGAUGUCACCUUCCCCAGCGUCGCGCCCUUCGAGUUACAGGAGAUCAUGUUUAAGAAUUACUACACAGCCUUUCUGAGUAUCCGUGUUCGCCAGCACAGCUCACCGCACACACCAGCCAAGUGGGUGACUUGCCUGCGGGACUACUGCCUCAUGCCCGACCCGCACAGUGAGGAGGGAGCCCAGGAGUAUGUAUCGUUGUUCAAGCACCAGAUGCUGUGUGACAUGGCCAGAGUACUGGAGCUGCGCCUGAUUCUGCGACAGCCAUCACCACUGUGGGUGUCUUUCACAGUGGAGGAACUGCAGAUUUACCAGCAGGGACCAAAGAGUCCCUCCAUGACCUUCCCCAAGUGGCUCUCCCACCCAGUGCCUUGUGAGCAGCCUGCUCCCCUCAUUGAGGGUCUCCCAGACCCCAGCAGGGUAUCCUCUGAGGUGCAGCAGAUGUGGGCGCUGACAGAGAUGAUCCGGGCCAGUCACACCUCCACAAGGAUCGGCCGCUUUGAUGUGGAUGGCUGUUACGACCUGAACUUGCUCUCCUACACUUGAACUGUGGCUGUGAGCCAAGAUGUUGGCCUUCCGUGCCCACCCAGACCCGGUUUGGGCCACCAGAGGCUGGAGUGCUUUCCCUGUGCAUUCCGAGUGUUGCCUGCAUGCUCACUGGGUCUGGGCCACGUUCACAGAUUCAAGAUUCCUGGGGGCUCACUGUGUUGCUUCAGCAUGAGCUCUUGGCAGGGGUGUACUCUGCCCUCAUCCGACUGUAACCCAAAACUCCUUUUCCUACCCUAAAAACAUUUCAGUUCUACAUACUAAGAAUCCCCUUGUGCCCUCUGCUCCUUCUGCCAACAUGCACAUUCCAGACUCCUGCCUGCUCCUUCACCCUGAGUGCAGUGGGUUGGGGUGACCUACUAAACCUGCUCUAGCUGUUGCUAGAAGGCUGCUGUAGCCAUCGCACUCAUGUAGUUUGGAAGCUUGAGGAAAAACAGGAGCCCAUUUCUUCCUUCUGCGCCCUCUAGUGGUCUUCUUUCCCUUUGUGUUACGCCCCUAAGAAGAAAUUUCCUGUCUUAACUCCUGCUGCCUGCCUAGGGAGCAAAGCUGGAGAUUUGGGCAGCCUGAAUCCCUUGGUCCCUGAGCUCGCUCCUGGAUGUGUGUUCAAAUGGGUCUGCCCAUCCAGCCUGGGCAGGUGCCUCCGGCAAGGCCAGGGUGCGAGAAUGAGUUCCGGGACCUUUGUGCCCAACGCACAUUCUUGUCCAUUUUCCCAGCUGCCCCCUUCCAAAAGUCAUGCUCAGUGUGAUGAAAGAUCAGCCUUGGUAGGGUGUGGGUCCAGGUGAGCGCUCUCA